Homalodisca vitripennis (glassy-winged sharpshooter) is the source of this 637-nucleotide messenger RNA. RefSeq names its product nucleoside diphosphate kinase (gene awd). Gene Ontology annotation, biological process: CTP biosynthetic process; UTP biosynthetic process; GTP biosynthetic process. The record is from RefSeq and is a predicted model, not a curated record. NCBI's taxonomy places the organism in Eukaryota, Metazoa, Arthropoda, Insecta, Hemiptera, Cicadellidae. Gene Ontology annotation, molecular function: nucleoside diphosphate kinase activity. The transcript is spliced from 4 exons. The coding region runs from base 51 to 563 and encodes 170 amino acids.
GAGUUUCCGUCAAAUUUUGUCUCUCUUUCCGAAGUGGGGAGCCGGUUCGUAUGGUAGUUUGUACUUUGUUGUCAAUUUAUUCUUUAUUUUCUCCAGCAAUGGCAGCAAACAAGGAGCGUACCUUUAUUAUGGUCAAGCCCGAUGGCGUACAUAGAGGACUAGUAGGAAAAAUCAUUAAACGAUUUGAAACUAAAGGAUUUAAGCUCGUUGCACUGAAAUUUACCUGGCCUACUGAAGAACUAUUGAAGAAACACUAUGCUGACUUAUCCAGCAAGCCAUUUUUCCCUGGUUUAGUGAAGUACAUGUCUUCUGGACCUGUUGUUCCAAUGGUGUGGGAAGGCCUUAAUGUAGUGAAGACUGGAAGAUUCCUAUUGGGAACCACAAACCCUCAGGACUCCAACCCUGGUACAAUCAGAGGCGACUACUGCAUUCAGACUGGCAGGAACAUAAUUCACGGUUCAGACUCAGUUGAAUCAGCCAACAAGGAAAUAGCAUUGUGGUUUGAUGAGAAGGAUCUUGUGUCCUGGACUCCUGCCUGCCAAGCAUGGAUCUACGAAGAUUAGCCUUUUGAUCUUAAAUUUAAUAUUAUGUUGAUGUGAUUUUAUUAAGAAAUAAAAAGUAAUUUUUAAAACGCCAA